UGAGCGCCCGAGCUUUAUUCAUCUCCUCCUCUGGCCACAUGAAAAUGGCCACGCAAUUGCAUUCCCGCACAUCCACCAAACAGCCCCUCUGCGCCGUCAGCCUGUUCCCCAGUGCGCACGCACGCACACACACAUGCGUGCGCGCAGAUAGCUGCAGCCCUCCAGCCGUCUCCACGACAGAUCGCACGCACACGAGAGAGCCGCGAUGAGCCAUUAGAACUGGCGGGAGCGACGCAACUUUCCACAAGAGCGUAACCAGUCCGCCACCUAGCUGCAGAGACGCGCCGACGGAGAUCCGUCGACUGGGGUGAUUGUGAAAACACCCGCGCCAAUGUUGUUGCAGAGUGCGCUCCGAUGGGACUGAAACUCGGUUUUCGGGGGUGUUGGAACCUCCGCCGGCCUCUCUUAUGUAAUCGGAGCAGCAUCUGAUGCGCCAAAGACGGCGGAUUACCGCUGGAGCGACGGCGGGGAGCAGCAACCACCUCCUGCCCGUCAAACGCAGUUGGGACGCGCGCUCGGUUUUACAUUUACUCAGCUGAAGCCUCGAGGAGCCGAGAACCGUCUUCUGUCGCUGGAUGAAGACGCUUCACUCGGACAGUUAGAGGAUUUGAAUCUUUUUCGAUCUGAUUUCUCGCCUUCGCUUCUCACCUCCCGGCUGUCCUCGUUUAGAAGAGCGGGAACUGCAAAGCAGUCUACUUCUCCCUCUUGACUUCUCUGAUGGACCAGAGAGUGAAGGGGGGAACCCCUCCAACCACCGCCCCCACUUUGGACCCCGCUUCUGCACCCGAAGGCUCCAAGCAGGACAAGAAAAGCAGAACUGACGGAGAGAAUGGAAGUGUGGGGAAAAAGGAGGAGGAGAGACGGGGAUCGGGAAGGAAGAGGGAAGGGGACAAGGGGGAUGUGCUGGAGCUGCUCAUCGAGGGACGCUGUGGGGGCGCAGGGCAGCAGGAGCUUCACGCGUCCAGCUCCAUGGACGGGAAAGUCCGAAACGGACUCCAAGCCAAGCGCACCAAAAAGCCGCCCAAGAUCCUGGAGAGCUACGUGUGCAAGCCCACCAUCAGGACCUAUCAGAGACAGAGCAGGGGGGGACUGCUGAGAGGGGAUGCGGAGGGAGGAGCAGGUCAGCAGAGUAAAAGCAGCUGCACCACUGGCGAUGCAAACAGAGACUUGGACGCUGUCCAGGCCACCUCCAAAAAAACAGCAUCUGCUGCUCCACCGCCUCCUCCAUCCUCAUCAUCGGCCUCACACCCGCCCUCAUCAACAUUUAGUAAAGACGCCGUCGCAGUCCCUGCCGUAACCUGCCAAGGGACCAAGACAGCCAAGCAGGUUCCUAACAAACCGGCUGAUAAGACAGAAGAGAAUUCAAAUGUCUUAUUAAAGAAAGAUCCGCCUCCAAGCGUCAACGGCCAGCCGGCUCCUGCAGGACCCAAACCGUAUUCUCCUGCAUCCGACCAGGCGCCCCCAUGCACUCCGUCCACUGCACGCACCCAACCAGUUCCCACGCAGGAAACCAGGAAUGAUGGGAGUAGCGCAAAGAACCCGAACGGUUUGGUUCCGACAGCAAAACAGAAAAGAGCAUUGAUUGAGAAAAACGCUGCAAACACCCUUAGCCCUCCUGCCUCGUUGAAAAACAAAGCAGGAAAACACAGCACUUCCUCCACGGACUCUUCAACCGGUCCUUCAAUCUCCCAAAAAGAACUUUUCAGUAAGAGUAGAACAGACUCGCCCGUCAUCUCCAAAUCACAGUCAUCCUCCGCUACAGAGAUCUCGCCUCCUCAACCACAAGAUCAGGAUCCCUCUGCUCAGCUUCCAGUGAAAGCAAGCAGGGAAAAAGAGAGGAAAGCAAAGAGAGAUCGACAGAGAAGCAAAAAGCUGAAAAGAGAUAGACUGGAGGCUGACAGAGCUACGAGUGAGAGCAGAAAGGAUGAUGCAAAAAAGAAGAAAAAAGAUAAAGGAAAAUCAAGACACGGAAAGGACAUGGAGGAUAAAAGUAGAGCCGAGGAGUCGUGGGGGGACGAUCUACAGAUGGUGAAAAGAAAAAAUCUCAGUCCAGUCAGACAAGAAAACAAUUCAAAAUGUAGUGACACAUCUGGUAAAUUAGAAAAAGUGGUGAUGAAUCCAGGCAGACAGGAUGAGAGAGAGGAGACGGACGACUGCGGCAAGCCGGCUAAACAAGUUGAGCCCGCACCAACAGGUGAUGGCAGUAAAUUGAAAGAACAAGACAUUUCACGGCAUUCGGUUGUGUCUGCAGCAAAUUUCACUUCUUCCGCUCCUCCCGCUCUGCCCACGCCACCCGUCCACGCUCCCAUUUCCCCUCCUUUCUCCUCCCAGGAGCAGGAUAGUCGUCCGCUCAAGAAACGCAAGGCCAGAAGGCCAAGUUGGACCAAGAUGGUGCACCGAGCGCAGAGAGCGGAAAAUCCGGACGCACUCUCAGAUUCCCUCCAUAAUUCUUCAGUAGCUUUCCCUCAGGUCACCAAAACAUCCCUUCCCGCCAAACCUACGACUCAGCAGAGUGAUGAGUCACAUACAACCCCCUCCAGCUCCCUGUCCAGCAGCUCGUCCCCUCUGUCCUCUGCAGUCAAUUAUCCAAUCACAAAGCAGACCUCCGAUCUGAGCCUGUCUGCUUCCAGAUACGCCCUAAGCGCCAUCCGAAAAAGGGGUCGCCCGAAAUCCCACGGCUCCAGCGUGGAUAAAUCCCCCCCUCGACUCCAGCCGAACAACCUUCUGACUGAUGUGCCUCUCCUCGGGUGUGAUGACGUUCAAAAAGCCCCCGUGCUGGAGCCCAGCCCGGCGCUGCACCGCGCAGAUCUGUCAAAAUCCAGCCCCAAGAAGCGUGGCCGCCCCCCCAAACGACCUCUCUCCGAAGACCUGAGCGAAGACGGGAGCAGCCACUUUCAUCAUCCCGAACUGGGGAGCCGGCAGAUGAAGAUCAGGAAGCUGAUUAAUGAGAUGAAGAAAAGGAAAAAGAGGAUAUUUCACCAAGCAAUGAUGUCUGGUUAUGUGGGAAAGGAGGCCAGGACAGACGCGGCAGUCGACGGGAAGACCUCCCUGAGGAUGAGUAAAUCAAUGGAGGCAAGAACAGUGAAUACUCUCUCAGCCUUGUCCUCCUCCUUUGGGAGCAAGGUGGGCCCUCAGAUCAAUGUGAGCAAAAGAGGAACCAUAUACAUGGGAAAGCGGCGAGGAAGGAAGCCCAAAUCCCAAGCAGUUGGUUUAAAUUCUCGCUCCCAGAACACCAGUCAGCCUUCUUUGUUCACCAAUCCCCCCGAAAGCUCCUUCUUCUCGUCUAACCAGCUGCAGUCGGCUCCUUCUCACCCCUUUCCCUCCCCAUCUCUUACUCACUCCAGUGGAGCCCAGAGUCCCUACAGUGAAGGCAGCCUCACAGAACCGACGUCCUCUUUCCUUUUCUCCCAUCCUUUUUCUCUUCCAUCUCCAUCCUCGUCCUGCACAUCUUCUCGCCCUCCCUCCUCCUCGUCUCUGUCUCCCUUCGUGAAGAAGAGUUGCCCGUGUCAGGGAAGGCACCACUUCCCCUUUCACCAGUCUUCAUGUAAGCUCUCCGGCAUCACCCCCACCUCACAUCACACCCCCGCUUCACCCGGCCAGCUGAAGGAAGCCACCCCGUCCCCCCGGAGCGAGUCGCACAGCGACGAGACGCUCCCCAGCGACAGCGGCAUCGGAACGGAUAACAACAGCAUUUCUGAGCGGGGGGAGAUGACGGGGACUCGGGGCAUGCUGAGGCUGGGUCAGGGCGCCGGGGUGAUCCUCGGCGGUCAAAGGCUCCCCUCAUCGGUCAUGGACCGCGCCUUUCAGAUCUCCUCCUCACACAUGAACAGACAAACAAACCCCAUCAGCAGCUCGAACGCAGCCGAGCAGCACAGAGACAGACACCGGCACAGGCGGCGGGAUUACAGCUGCCCCCCCUCCUGCACUUGCAUGCGCCCUUGCCCCUGCCCGGGUCACAACAAGUGCACUCACUCGAAUUAUUACCGUUGCCUUGGGCACAAUGCACUGAAGAGACAGAAGAGUAAACACAAGAAGAAGCACCAGCAGCUGCACAUGCAGGACCCAGAGUUUCUGGCCGAAUUAGAUGAUGUCAUCGCUCAACUCAGCGAGGUCCAUAUUGGGCGACGGAGCUGGGCGAGGACGAGUUCGGGGCAGGGCUUCGACAGUGCAGGGGGCAGACGCCACCAUUCGUCCCCGCACUCCCUUCGCUCCAACAUCUUCCGGAUCAAUCUGAACGGCUUCUACUCGCCUCAUCCGUCAUCGUUUGGCGCUGUCCCACCCUUCACCCCGCAGCCGUUCUUCCCCUGCCACUGCAGCAGGAAGCCGGAUCGUAGGCAGUGUGGGUGUCCGCCGAAGUUCCCGGAAACCGUGGAGAACGUGGGAUUUUACAGCACCUAUCCACCGGCAGCACCGGCGCUCUACCACCACCUCCCCGGCACAUACCCCCUCCCACCUCCCCACCAGUAUCAGCCCCAUCAUGCCCACUUCCUCCUGAACCCAGCCAGAUUCCACAGGCGGAGGAGUAGGUUCUUGAAGGAGGGAGUUCUAGGAGGAGAGGUGGAGGGAGAUUUAGGGGAGAGAAGCUCAGGGGGUGGUGUAGGGUUCACAUCCGGCCUCUCUUACGGCUGUGGAAGGAGUGAACACAAACACAAACAUCACCACAGGCACUGCGAGCGAGAUGUAGAUGAAGAAGAGGAGCUACAGGAGGAUGAGGAGGAGGAUAGAAUGGGGAGAAGGAGGCGGAGCAAUUCAAAGGCUCGCUCAAGGUUCACUUUGGGUCAAAGGGAGGCGGGCAGCAAAGGUGUAAGAGGGUCUGGGAGCAUGCUGUCUGUGCAAACAUCCUGGCUGCACCAGAAUGGAAGUGAUCCCUUCUCUUCAGCUGCCAUACCGUCUUCCUCGUCUGCCGCAGAGAGGUACAAACACACAUCCCUCACCUCGCUGGGGCUGGGCUCCUCUCACCUGUCCUCAUUCGGAGGAGGCUGGGGCGGCUUGGGUCAGAGCUGGACCAAAUUCCGGAGUCUGGCUACUCCCGGAUUUGGAACCCCGAGUUGGGCAGGUUUGGCUGAAAAGAGCGCCGACAGGCUAAUCGUCUCAGACGACGAGGACGAAGACGCAGAGGACUUUAACGAGCCCGACUUUUAUGGGACAUCCUCGUCCCCAACGCACACCAACCUGUUCACCUCUGCUGCCAUGGCAACAGGGCUGAGGGGUGUGAGGGGCGGGUUCGGCAGCAGGAACCUGGGCGGUGAUGAAAGGUCAGGCAGAAGAGACGAGCCGGCGUGGACAGAGAGAAGAGAAGUGGGUUUACAAGGUGACUCGAGAAGCCGGGGGCAGCAGAAAAGUGUGCCAACUCCAGACGGCGCGGCGGGGAAAAACAAAAGACGGCCAGGGCGGCCCAGGAAGCACCCGCUGCCCUCGGCCACCUCCUCCCCCACUCACUCCUCUGCAACUCCAUCCAUGUCACCGUCUGACCACUUGCCAGCUCUCAGCCACAGCAGAGACGAGAGGGAAGUGGGAGGGAAGAACGCCGAAACGGUGUCAGAGAGAGGGGGAAAGCAGCAGGUGACCGAGCUGGAGAUGCUGGAAAAGGGGAAGAAAGGGCGCAAGAGAAAACACGGUGACUCUCCCUGUCGUCAGAGUGUUGACUCAGACAAACCUGAGUGCGACACCCUCCCUGACUGUCUCCUCCAACCAGAUGUCAACCAGGCUCCAUUCCAAGCAGAGAGCCCCCAAAGACAGGAUACAGCUGACACCCCUCCCAGGAAGACCUUUCUGAGGGCGGGGCUUUACUCUGACGAUUACAAAACUACAGAUCCCUCCUCUCAAGCUCUGAAGCUCUGCAGUGACAGUCUGGAGUACACACCAGGGGAGCACGAGUACACCCUUUUACCAGCUCCCAUUCACGUUGGAAAGUACCUGAGACUGAAGAGGAUCCACUUCCAGUUGCCUUAUGAUGUGAUGUGGCUGUGGGAGCACAACCAGCUAUACCGGCAACCUGCCGUUCCUCUGAAGAGAAAGCGUCGCUAUUGCCGCAUAAAAGAGCGGACGUCAACCUCCCAACAGAGAGAGGAUGAGAACUCCAGAGACAUAACCAGCUUGUUUCCUCACCUGGACAUGGAGCCGCUGACCAGCAGUGAGAGGAGCUUUGUCAUAGAACACCGCGUAUUCCUCGUGAGGAACUGGGAGCUUGUGAGGGACCGACAGAUCCGAAUUAGGAUAGAGAGAGAGCGAGAACGAGACGAUGAAGAAGAAGAAGAAGAGGAGGAAGAGGAGGAGGAGGAGGGUGACUCACAACAUCUGUCUUGGGAUGGAGCCAGUGGGGACGACAGCCACAUCAAGUCAGGUCAGUCAGUGGGGGUGGAGGUGACGGUGAUCAGCAGUGACCCCCACCACCAAAGACAGAGCACCUCCAGCUCACUCACUGCCAGCUGCUGUCCCACCAAAACCCAGAGCAGACAAGAGGAGGGGGGAGAGGAAAUCAAAGGAGAGGCCUACAGCAGAGAACGGAGGAGGAGACGGCUGAAUGAUUUACUUUUGACCCUGCAGCAUGUAUAAGCUAACAGAGAGAGGUGGAACCCCUCUGAGAAAGGGACCAGGCCCACCUCCUGAUGGUUGGACUGAUCUCACUGCACCGUUAGUAAAAGUACCCCAGAGAGAACUCAUGCAAGAAACCAACAGAGGAAAUCUUGCAUGGUGAUUGAUGAGUGAGCUCUGAAGGGCAUCACACCAAGGAUGAAACCAUGGCAACGCAUCUUUUGUCCAGAGAAGCGGAUGAAAGAAAGAAAGAAAGAAAAACAGACCAGCUGAAAUGAAUUUGCACUAGUGCUGAAUGAACAAGCACACUAAAGACUUUACGUAUGCGGAGUGGACACACUAUAAACACACAUUGAAUGCUCUUACUUUGGCACCUUAAGCAAAUCGGGGAAAAAUACAUAUUGGAUGGGAGGUGAAAGGUGGACCGGUACAUUUUGUUUCCAAGAGACGAGGAGCUCCCAAAAUGCCCGCGAGGAAAUGGGAAAUGUAGCCUGGGCUCUAAUUAGGUCAAAACUGAACCUUCAUUUACAAGCUUUUCAAAGUCACAUUGCACCUUUGGGAAACGGCGGGAGGAGACGUGAGCCAGUUUAAAUCUGUCGGGACGGCGGAGGGUUGCUUCACUUUCACCAGACAGUGUCUGACAUGUACCAGCAAAUAGGCAGGGGGCGGGGUGGGGCGGGGCUUAGCAAUAGGAAUUUUGGCAUUGCUGCAAGAGAAUUUCUGAUGUUUUAAGAAAGAGGUUAUUUUUGGAAAAGCAUAAAAAAAACCAGAACAGCUGUUGAGAUGAACUGAAUAUAUUUGUGAUAGGAAUGUUUGUUGUUAACUCUUUUCAGUAUUUGCUUCCAAGGCACAGGAGGUGUUAAAUAAAUAAAAAAAAAACGUGGUUUUGUUUACUUCAGUAUGCCUUCGAGAAUGUCCACUCUUUGCUUCAGAGCAUUGACAAUCAGAUUGUCCUCGGAGAGGGAAAAGCAGAGAGGAAAGGGAAUGAAAACUAGAACGGAUGCACCCCAACUGCUCUUCAGAAGUGCCAUGAUGUCUUGUGUGCGUACCUAACUCAUGCAGUCUUUAAAAGCAAUAUCUCCUCUGAUAAGGACUAUAUACAAACUUAUAUAUAUAUCUUCUUUUUAUUUGUUUGUUUACUUUUUUAUGUAAAGAUUGGAGGUCUUUUUCUGUAUUGUCGUUUUAGGAGCUAGUGGAAGUACGCCUUCAGUUUCGCGGGAAUGUACAGUACUUACAGAAACCUGUUUUUCUUCCUUUGGGAGUAGCUUGUAAAAUUACUAAUGUACAAGACAAUACUAUAUGGCUCAUACAUAAAAGCUAAUAAUCAAGUUUCGCAUUUUACUGACACGUUUUUAAGCUGACCAAUAUAUCAGAUUUUUCCUGACAUAGACUAUGAUUGUAUUUCUUUUUUAAAGUGACAUAUUUAUCGCUUUGUUUUGUUUAGCUGAACAUACUAUGGUCAGACAUUCAGUGAUGGUGAAUUAGUUUUUUCAAGUGUUACGUUUCUGCUGUCUGUCAGUAGUGUGGCUUCUACUACAAAGCCAAGAAAGUGCAAUUUCUUUGACUGUUUACAUAUUGUAUGUACAUGUUUUUCCUCUUUACUUUUUUAAACUAAAAGCACUACGUUAUUGCCAGUGGAGGAUUAACUUUAUAGCAAAAGGUACACAUAAAAGAGUUAUUUAUCUAGUUUGCAUGACAUGUAACCUUUUUUUCUUGUUGCCUCUGAUGUUGUGCAUUUGAGA
Molecule: messenger RNA, 8276 nt
Organism: Oryzias melastigma (Indian medaka)
Lineage: Eukaryota; Metazoa; Chordata; Actinopteri; Beloniformes; Adrianichthyidae
Product: histone-lysine N-methyltransferase ASH1L
Exons: 14
Coding region: 718-6555 (1945 amino acids)
Molecular function (GO): DNA binding
Source: RefSeq, a predicted model, not a curated record